Sinocyclocheilus grahami is the source of this 2863-nucleotide messenger RNA. RefSeq names its product synembryn-A-like. Lineage: Eukaryota; Metazoa; Chordata; Actinopteri; Cypriniformes; Cyprinidae. The coding region runs from base 120 to 1952 and encodes 610 amino acids. The transcript has 12 exons. The record is from RefSeq and is a predicted model, not a curated record. Gene Ontology annotation, biological process: G protein-coupled receptor signaling pathway. Gene Ontology annotation, cellular component: cytoplasm; plasma membrane. Gene Ontology annotation, molecular function: guanyl-nucleotide exchange factor activity; G-protein alpha-subunit binding.
CUGAGGCCCGUCAGAUUACAAAGAGGAACAUAUGAAGGCAGAGACACACUAAACACGUGCCGUUUGCAAGGAAACUCAUCACAUUUUUAAAAAUCUGUGCUUUUUAAAACCACAGAGGAAUGCCUGUGGACGUGGAGAAGAUUAUUCAGUUUAUCAAACAAGGCAACCAGGACAAUGUUCAAAUACAUCUGGAUGAUUACAACACUGAGAACUCACAAUGUUUCUUUUUUGAUGUUGAAGAAAGAGAGAGAAGAAAGCAAAGAGAGCUGGAAGAGUUCCGCAGGAAUAAAGUGAGAGAGUAUGUUCCAGACUCUGACUCAGAUUUGGACUCUGAUGAGAAUGAGGAUCCAAAUCUUGUUCUGCGCAGGAGGCUUGCUGCAGCUCUGAUCUGGUUCAUUCGCAUGCGGCUGCAGCCAGGAGUUUUGAGGGUGUGUCUGCGAACUCUGCGAAUUAUCUCGCGCGAUCGAAAGGCCUUGGCACCCCUGAUCACGGACAAUGCCAUUCUAACUCUUGCUCGACUCGGGGGCAUCUCCGACCUGCCUACCUGGCCUGAAGAAGAGGAGGCUGAGUGGGGAUCCUCCCACAGUGAUAUCACUCCUGAGAAUGAGACCGAGACACGUCCGGAUAAUAAUGGCAGCAAUACACAACACACAACUUGUUACAGGGAGGGAGAUGAUUCAGUCUGUGUCUCUGCAGCCUGUGCUAAACCUUUGGUCAGUGAAGGAGGCUUGCAGUUCAACCCUGUGAAUGUGACAUCUAACUGUAAUAUUGGGAGAGAAACACAAAACGACCGCCAUGAAGAAAACGUGAGGAAAGAUGGGGUUUGUGGGCUGUUGACAAGAGGAAAGAGGGAUGCUAGAGGAGAGAAGAAUGAGGAGGGGGAGGAGGAGUAUGAUGAUGGAGAGGUCUGGAGGAAAGAGGCAAUGAAGGCCCUGUGCAAUGUCAUCUACAAUAGCCCGAAAGCACAAGAGAGAGCCAGUAUCCUGAGGUUGCUCCAUGGCCUGUCAGAGAGACUUAAAGACGGUAUACAAUCCUCCUCACCUCCAAGUGGUCAGUUUUAUGAACUGCGACUUCUCUUUCUGUUGACUGCUUUACGGCCUGAGCUUAGGAUAGAGCUCAGACAGGAGCGCGGCGUGUCCAUGCUGACUGCUGCACUGGAACAGUGUUUGGAAGUGUGCUGGGGUGAAACGCAUGAGGUGCUGACUGACCUCACAGCACCCCCUGUGUGUAAGGAGGUGACUCAGCACGCCCUUGAGAUUCUCAAGACCCUGUUCAACAUUACCUACAGUGUGAACAGACAGGAAGGCUAUAAGCUGAAGGAAAAGUUGGUUCCAGUGUUAAACCUGUUGACUGAGAGCAGCAAAGCACACAGGGAAACUAGGCACUAUCUCAGACAGCAGAUCCUGCCUCCACUGAGAGACGUUGAGAUAAGGCCUGAACAGGGGAACACACUGAGGAGCAAACUAGUGCGACUAAUGACCCAUGUCGACACUGAUAUCAAACACUGUGCGGCUGAGCUUCUCUUUGUGCUGUGUAAAGAAAAUGUGAGCAGGUUUGUGAAGUACACUGGUUACGGUAAUGCAGCGGGGCUGCUGGCAGCACGGGGUCUUUUGAACGGCCGCGGCCCCUCUCCUCAACCGCAGUACUCCAGUGACUCUGACUCAGACACGGAGGAGUACAGACAGGCCAAGGACAGGAUUAACCCUGUGACGGGACGGGUGGAGGAGGAACAGCCUGAUCCAAUGGAAGGAAUGACUGAAGAAGAGAAAGAGGCAGAGGCGCUCAGACUCAUAAAUAUGUUCAACAAACUCUCACGGAACAAAAUCAUUCAGCCAAUGGGAGUGACAACGGACGGCAAAAUGGCGCCGCUUUGUGGCCAGAUGAGGCACAGCGCUGUGCAGGAGGAGGAGGAAGAGGAAGAGGAGGAAGAUGAUAGUGAAACAGAGCAGUGAUGAUGACAAGAUGAUAAUGAUGAUGAAAGACAGGUGCAAGAUAUUUUAUACUAAUGACUGAUAUGGCGCUGAAACAAUAUUAAUAAUAGCGCAACUAAAAAUCAUGUAACUUAUAAGGAAAUAAUCUAUUGUUUCAUUUAAUCAGUUGGUGUAUGUAAAAGGAAAUUCUAUUGAGACAGAAAACCGAAUAAACGAAGCUCUGUAUGAUGUGUGAAGAAAAAAAAUAAGGCAGGCAAGAAAUAAUUUAUAAUGUAGGCUACACAAAAUAGCUGAGAAUGUCAUUUCUUUGUAACAACUCUUGUGAGUCACGAUGAGCUAGAAACCGUAAAAUAGGAAGCUACUAAGAAGCAAAGGAGAAAGAAAGAGACAAAGAGAGACAGCCAUCACACCAGACAGACAAACACUCCUGGAAAAUGCUGCUGGUGUUGCCAUGGCUAUGUUACCAUGGUAACAACAUGAAACGCAGUUCUUUUUUCGCGCUCUAGCAAGAGUGGAACGUUUACCUUGAAGAGAACUGCCAUGGAUCACUCUAACGCUCUGCACCGAGAACGCUGAAUAAAAAUACAUCCUCAGGAAACGUUUUCAUUUACAAAAUGGGUAGUAAACUUUGAACCUAAGUAGAAUAUUUAGAGCAGGUUAUUUUUUGACUGUACUGCUUGAUUUCCAAUGUGUUUCCCUCCAAGAUAUCAUUCCUACCCGUAUAAAGCCCGUGCAAAAUACCAGCAAGUAUGUCUAGAACAAAUAAAACGAAAAAAAGAAAAAGAAAAUCCAAAGCAGUCUUGUGUCGCUUUGCAUCAUUUUCAUAAACUCAUUUUUCUUUUCUUUUAUUUGCGUUUGUCAAAUACAGGAGGAUUCAUGUACAGAUGAGGGACAGGUAGAGAGAGAGAGAGAGAGAGAGAGAGAGAGAGAGA